UGGGAUUGAAGUCCUUGAGCUAGCUCUUCCGCCCGGACGCUGUUAGGCGCCGCUCGUCCGGGACGAGGCGUUCCUCAUUCGCCAGUCCCGCCGGGAUGGCCCCCAAACUCCCAGACUCUGUGGAGGGGCUCCGUGCUGCUGGCAACCAGAGCUUCCGCAGCGGUCAGUAUGCCGAGGCAUCUGGGCUCUACGGCCGCGCUCUGCGGCUGCUGCAAACGCGAGGUUCUUCAGACCCUGAAGAGGAAAGCAUUCUCUACUCCAACAGAGCAGCGUGCCACUUAAAGGAUGGAAACUGCACAGACUGUAUCAAAGACUGCACUUCAGCACUGGCCUUGGUUCCUUUCAGCAUGAAGCCCCUGCUGCGGCGAGCUUCUGCCUUUGAGGCUCUGGAGAGGUACCCUCUGGCCUAUGUCGACUAUAAGACUGUGCUGCAGAUUGACAGUAGUGUCAUGUCGGCCGUGGAAGGCGUAAACAGAAUGACGAGAGCUCUCAUGGACUCAUUUGGGUCUGAAUGGCGACGGAAGCUGCCUGCUAUCCCUGUGGUGCCUGUCUCAGCCCAGAAGAGGUGGAAUUCCUUGCCUUCAGAGAACCACAAAGAGACAGCCAAAAGCAAAUCCAAAGAAACUGCAGCUACGAAGAGCAGAGUGCCUUCUGCUGGGGAUGUGGAGAGAGCCAGAGUUCUGAAGGAAGAAGGCAAUGAGCUUGUAAAGAAGGGCAACCAUAAGAAAGCUAUUGAGAAGUACAGUGAAAGCCUCUUGUUUAGUAACCUGGAAUCCGCCACUUACAGCAACAGAGCGCUCUGCCAUCUGGUCCUGAAGCAGUACAAGGAGGCAGUGAAAGACUGUACGGCAGCCCUCAAGCUGGAUGGAAAAAAUGUGAAGGCGUUUUACAGACGUGCUCAAGCCUAUAAGGCACUCAAGGACUACAAAUCCAGCCUUGCAGACAUCAGCAGCCUCCUACAGAUUGAGCCCAGGAACGGCCCUGCACAUAAAUUACAGCAGGAAGUUAACCAGAACCUGAAAUGAAAACUCAAAAAGGCAGCGGGAACCCUCUACCUGACCUUCCCAGAGAAGCCAAGGCCUCCCCUCUGCAUCGGUCCCUGAACCCAGCAUGCUCCAGAGGGAGCCCUGAAGCACCCCCACCCCAGCCCCUCAGAGGCAGCAGCCUUUCAUCCCUGUGGAGCUUCAUUUGUUCAAAUUAAGCUCACUGUAGUCAAGCACAGACCUUGUUUUGCCACAAAGCUCCCCACUCCAGCUAACGUGUGAGGCUGGAGUGCUGUCCCCAUCCCUGCUUCACACAGCUAGAGAGGAUCACACACAGGUCCUCAUUAGCAAAGCACUUGGCUUUGUUCCUGCCCCAGUGUGGUGCGGACUGAGUGCUGCCCUGUAGCUUCAGCAGACCCCCGCUUCUUUGCAGUUAACCUGAACAGAACCCCUUGGGCAGGGGUUGGUAUGGGGUGUAAGGAAAAGUCCUGGCCCGCCUACACAGAGCAGCCUGUUGAGCUGGACCUCCAGGGCUGCCAUCUCCCUGUGGGUGCAGCUGCUGUCCCCACCCGCCCUUACCACAGUCUUCUGUGUCUGAGCCCCAGUGCCUUUAGUCCUGGCCCUGCUUUGGUGGGAGGGCAGAGCCCUGCCUGUUGGAGGCUGUCUUGCUGCUGCUGCUCCCAUGUGUGUGGAGACACCCAAAGUGUUUCAAGAACCCAGUGGUUAUGGCCGCUCCUCAGUGGGGUCAGUGUCCCUCCAUCCUGGGCAGGAAUCUGCCUUUUUCUCCCAGCAGUGGCUCCUCCUAGCUUCUUAGUUCUUUGUAAUAUGUUAAUUUGAAGUGACUGAUAUUGUUGAACUGUGUAUUUAAACUGUUGCAUUAAAAGCUUUCUUUUGCCCACAUCUGUUGUACUUAUACCUUUUCAGCUUUGUGGCUGGAACUUCAUAAUGGUAAUAAAAGUUACUGCUUCUGGGGUUUUCAUCCA
This is a messenger RNA of Chinchilla lanigera (long-tailed chinchilla), 1966 nucleotides long. It is a transcript of the gene Tomm34, whose product is annotated as translocase of outer mitochondrial membrane 34. Gene Ontology annotation, molecular function: heat shock protein binding. Gene Ontology annotation, cellular component: mitochondrion; cytosol. The record is from RefSeq and is a predicted model, not a curated record. The transcript is spliced from 7 exons. Lineage: Eukaryota; Metazoa; Chordata; Mammalia; Rodentia; Chinchillidae. The coding region runs from base 96 to 1025 and encodes 309 amino acids.